AUGGUGAUUUGCAUCCCACAGAACAAUGAUAGCUGUGCCCAUGGUUGGAAGGUCUCCAUGACGUUGUAAGUCAACUCUGUCGUCUUCGCAGUGAUGAAGAUCCUCGGAUUUUAAUUUUACCAAGCAGGCUUGGCCUGCCAUGGGUCAUAAGGUUCAAGAGUUCAACUCGUACUCUACUUCAAUCACUGGAGUUGGUUUAUUCGCAGUAAUGGGGAAACAGGCGUUUCGGGCGAAGGUCCGUCAGGAUGAUCCGGUGCAAUAAUGGGAGCAUUCAGGAGAAACACCAAAGUAUCUAUAACUUCAUUUGCUAAGCGAGGUCGACUAGAUGCAGUCGGUGUCCGGGAUUAGGUGGCUAGUAUGCGCUCAUUAAGUACUAUUUGUUGUCCGUCUUUUAAUUAACAGUCUGUAAAUUUGGGACUUUGAUACGGUUUGUUGCACAUGUCUAUUCCGAGCAUACACAGUAUGCUUGAGUAUCGUGUUAGGGCGCCACGGCCCGACUUUAAAUUCCAUUUAGUCUUCUUGGAUCUCAAUUUGCCGUUGCGACUUGCUCAAGUACUGACUAUAUAUGAUAAAAAUCGUUAAUACAAGGCAGUUCCCGUGUGUAAGAAAGCCCAGAGCCGAGAUGCCCACUGUUUUCACACACUCCUUCAAAUAAGGUCCCCCACAAGAGCAAAGUUGGUGGACAGACAGCCAUGAAUUAAAGUUGACACCAGCAGAAACUGUAAUUCUCUACAGACUUUGGAUUAGACCAGCGAAGAUCACAGUUUCUGACUGCUAAUAAAAUAUGCACGAGGUUGCGAUUGGAAGUCCAGAUUUUUAUUGCCUCCAUCAGAGAUGCCUGAAGUUGGUAGAGCGGCACUCACCGAACGUUUUUACGGAACUCACUCGUCCCGUUUUGCCUACGAGCUCAUUCUCGAGCCCAGUCAGUAGCCGAACAGCGGCGCGUAACAGAGACCGUGUAACAUUACCGACGAAGUCUAGGGGGACUAUAAUGUUCAUUUCUGGCUUAUUAGCCAUCGUCAGCCAACCAUACCCAGCUCCGAGGUGUGCAACAACGGAACGAGUGAGUUUCGUAACACGACAUGUGAGCGCUCCUUCACUAUUGUAUAUUUCCAAUUGCAACCGACAGGACAACGAGCCCGUGACUCCGUGGAUAGAGGCGUUGGACUUCUAACCAACAGGUCGCGGGAUCGAGCCCCAGGUGUCCCAUACCUAGGGAUUGGGUAUAGCUGGCUGGCGACGGCUAAUAAGCCCGUAAGGACCAUCCCAGUCUUAUUUGUCUUUGCCGGUAGUGUUUUGAUUAAAUUUAGCAAACUUCAAAUGACCUCUUUGUGAUAUUUUACACUUUUGGGAUAUUUUGUCCUUAAAAACAAAAUAAAAUACCUUCCUUCAAAAUGACUUAAAGACGUGCACUUUAUAACUCUUUUCCUGGCGUGACGGCAAACUUCGUAUGGACAUUAAGCAAUAUUGUGGAGCACACACCAGACACGUACAGACAUCUUUAAGGAAGGGUUCGUGUUUGCGCUAGGGCUAUAUCAUUGGGAGUUUAUCAUAAUAGACCGUAGAGAGCCAUACCUAUAUUCCGCCAUGCAUAUCAUUGUUUCGGCAGUCCUAAGUAGGUCAUGGUACGGGACAGUUAAAUAAAGGACUUGGCAAAUGUUUCGAGACGUUUAGAAAUUCUGAGGUAGACCAUUUCACUAGGUAUUUUUGGGAUGCAAUUUUCGCAAUCUUCCUGACUCAGGAACAUGUGUCUGUGGUAACUCAUCCUUUGUCUGCUGGCAGAAUUCAAGGACCUCGGUGUUCCAGUGAAACUUCGUGAAAAAUCCACAAAGCAAUCUAUUAUUCAAAGUACAGCCCCAUUGUACACGACUGAAAGAAAUCGUUUGGUCGGUUGAUUUAAACCGGGGUUUAUGAAAUCCUCUUCGCUGUAAAACCCAACAGACUUGGUGCACAAAAGGGAAGCAAGUCAUCGAAAACUAGUCCCUGAAUUUUGCACCUUCGAACGGAGGCCGUCCACUUUUCAUCACAACGAACAGGAGUGUUGUGCCAACUUUUGCAAACUGUAAAUACCCUGCUCCGAGUAUAGAAUCAUUGAAAGGGAGUAAGCGUGGUUGGUUACCUUCAUUGGAAUGAAUUUUCCAGUAUUCAACAGUCCUACCCAGAGUUUUUACGUUCCUCAGAACCCGUCAUUUAACCCUUCCACCUAACGUUAUCUCCGUUAAACAGCUAUUUUGUCGCUUGUAUACUAAAACUCAUCUUUUUUGUUUAUGUCUGCCCACAGUUUUCACGUGGGAGAGAGAGGAGGGGCCAAGUAACCCAUCUUUAGAACUUUUAUGAUAGCCGCAACAAAUUUAGAAAAUAAUAUUCCAAAUGAAGUCAACACUUCUACCGGUGUCGGAGGAAUAAAAAAUAGAACGCUGUCUUAAUCACUCAGAAAUCAAACAAGUGUGCAAUUUUGAUAGUGACCCUGCCCGGAUAUUGGCAGUAAGUGCUAACAUCUCAUCGGAUAUAAUGGUGAUCCUGUGAACAAAGUACUAUUUCUGCCCAAAAACCUGUCGUCGUGCUUUAUGAAUCUUGAUCUGAUUCUGUUAAAGGAUGACUUGAGCUACGGUUUAUAACAAACAUACUAGCCAGCUAGGCCACGCACUCCGUCAUGGGUAAUGGGUAGCAAUUUUAAAAAAUGCCCACUGUAGGCCAACUUCAUUUGUCAGAAUUCAUGUCAGGACGCGUAUUUGUCCAGAAAAGGCUUGUAAAUAUUCCACAAACGUAAAACCUUAUGAUCACAGCAUGUCAGAUACAAAAGAACAACUGUUUGCAGGGAAGAUGCUUAGAAAACGGUUCUAAAAUAGGCAAUUUGGCUACUUGUUUACUUUCUGGGCAGAGUCACGUCAAUAAAAAUGCAUGGUCUGGAGGCAGAGUUUCCUUAGAAGCGUCUGCGCCUAAUUAGACAAAACAGGCAACUAUGACGAAAUGAAAAAUGUCAUUGCUAAGGCUGACCUUCUGACUGAUAGCUGCCUAGACGGGAGGAGACUGCAAAAGAGCAACCAGUGGUCAGCAUCAGAGGGCCUCACAAUCGCAGUGCAGGGGGUGCAAACUAAGUACUGUUGAAGAAGAUUCAUUUACUGUCGUCUAUAAAAUGGUUCAGAUGUGUUUAUGUAGCCGCACCAGAGAUAAUCAGGCCCCAGUCACCUGUAAUACGGGACUGAUGGUAAUAUGGGUUUUACAGUUGGGACUGCACGACGCACAGGCAGCAAGGUCAAGUAAUUUUAUGCAAAAGAAAAGCUAUUGGGAGGUGCGGUUGUACUUCGAAUGGUUGAGAACUAGUUGCCCUAACCCCUAACGCUAACCCCCAACCCUAACCCCUAACCCUAGCCCUUCACCGUAGCCCUGAACCCUAACCCUGAAAAAUCCUAUGCGAACGUGAGAAGGAGACGACAGGUCGAAAGUCAAGAAGGAUCACUGGCAUUGGGCCAAAAUAGGAAGACACGGCAACAGAGGAACAUGGCCGCCAACAAAACACACACCGCAACGCUUAGCAACAUCAUGCCAACGUAAUCACACCGACUCAAAAUAAUUGAGUAGGUCAGCAGUAUUGUGUUCACCAGGUGGGGCUACAUAACCACAUCUUACCAUAAAAUGCCCCAGCAACCAGAUGGGCCUCGGCAUUUAUGUGUGGAGGUAGGACACAGGAGUAGGUACCAACCCCUCCCCCCUUACUACUGGUGGCCUUAUGCUAAACUCCAAGACGGGGUUAAAUUAGUGUUGGGGUUAGGGCCAAAGAUGGGACACGGGAAUAGGUGUCCCCCUCGAGUUUAGCGCACUUAUUCCGUGUUCAACCACUGCCGACGACAAACAAUUCAAGCAUAAAAGUGAAUACCCUGGCGGUUUACUGAGAAGGCCUUGGUGACUUGGCACCCGCCCCCCUCUCCUGAACAAACUGAAGACCUAACGAGGAAAAAAUGCUGAACAAUCCUGCGAGUUCAUCAUCAGCGCUUUACUGAAGGCUUUUUUCGUGCAAAGUUCACAAGACUUCAUUUUAUCCCCUGCGAAACACGUACAUGUCAUCCGUUAUUCAGGCAGUCUUUUUCUUCAGUGUUACAUGAUAUAUGAGUCCUCCAGUUGAGGCCAUCUAAAACUGCAGCAUUUGUGGUAUAUGAUCUUUAAGGAAAGAUGAACAGAUCGCUGGAUGCCUUAAGGGACGAAACAUUAGGAAAAUCCGAAAAUUCAUAUGGCCACCCUCGGACUUGCUUACGACCUCCAUUCUGGACGGGAUCCUGUAGUGUGUGACCCCGCUGUAGGCCGCCAAUUUAGUGUUCCACUUCUCGGACUCGAAAGUAUGAUACUGGUACUAACAAAUCCUGCGUAAACAUGAAACCGAAGUGAACGGACUGGUAGUUGGCACACGAGGACCCCAGCAGUUACAAUCGGUUCGGACAGAUGUUUUGGUUCUCAUAAGUCCACUUGUUGGCACUUUUAAUGCGCAACACGUGAUGCAACGGGCAUCACGUCCGAUAAAUCGCGGAAGUUUUGCCGUUGUCUGAUCCGGACACUCGUUGGACCCCAUCCCGCGCUAUGAGGUAGAACAAUGUCAGCUCUGGUAGAUGCUUGAUCUUGAUCGUGACAAUUUUGCGUUGUGCCCGUUGACCCUGCUGUUGUUCAAGUCAGCGUCAGUGAAACUACUCCCUCCGCGGAGAGCACAACUAACAUCUUUUUCCUUAACUCCGUCAGGCUCUAUUGUCUUCGUUCCAACUCGGUACUCCAAAGACAAACAGUAAGAGAGUAAAGUCUAAGUUUGGGUAACAUCAAAUCCCGGUCUUUUUUCUGAUUAUGUGUUGUGCAUUAUAUUUUCUGCUUUAAAGCUCCAUGACCAUGCUCGGUACAACUCAAACUAUGUACCUCCUGAGCUUGACUUUGCUGCUGAUCAUGAGCUUCGUGGUACUGACUGUUCGUUUCCUGGAUUUCUUCUACCGCUUACUGAUUUAUUUGACGUCAUUUCUACCUUGAAACUGCCAUUUAGUAGAGCGAAAGUGUGUCCUGAUGUCCGCACCUAAUGACCCUUGUCGGAGAAGGUCAUAGUCCCUAGCGUCCUGCUUGAGAGCUUCUUCGGCAUUCCGAGCCGCUGCUUCUGAGUGUGUUCUUUUUGCAAAUCUUCGUGUCUAAGAGGAACUGAAAAGACUGGUUGCUAACUAUAAAACCAAAAUUUCCAGUAUCAUACGGUGGGACUGGUGUGGAAGGCGUGAUUGUGGGCUCCAAAAAGGUCCAUCCGGACAAACGUAGGAACCCCCAGGUCGGGCGGUAUUAAAAAGACAUCACAUUCAAGUUCUAAUAGGAGUAUCUUUGAACGGUAGACCGUCGUUAUUUAAACGGAUGUGAGCGAACCCCUCAGUUAUUCGCCAAGAUGAAACACGAGGGCAGACUUGGCUAAACAUUAAGUAAGGUCAAACGAGGCAGACCCCACUAAUGCAUAAUAGAACCCAUUAUCCGGUACCAGCGAAUGUGACGAAAAUGGGAAUUAAAUAACCCAGGAUGGCCGGCCAGGUAAUUAACUCUACGAUUAAUAGUGCUCGACACGAAUGUGGCACCUGCAAGUUGACCGGAAUACAAUCAUAUAACACAUGACAGUUUGUUCGUUGCAAGUGACGAAGUCAACCACUGCUCAUGAGGCUCGAUGUCGUGGUGACUUGCUCACAAAUCCAUUUAGACUGCAGCAUCCGCCACACUUUCCUCCCACACCACCAACCGUCUUUCACUGGCAAAACAAAGUCGAGACGAUCGAAGCCGUGUAUUCUGCUCCCAACCGCAUCCGUGAAACCGAGCGUCCCUGUCCGGUUUCCCCUCCCUUCUCCCUCCCCCCAAUCACAGUAAUCCAGAGAGCCCAACCAACUUCGAGGCUGAUGGCUGACGUGUCCUGGCUCGAGACACUCGGGCACCUGAUCCGGCAGCAGCGGACAUGCGCUUCUCGUCUGGCUUUUAAUCAACCCCGGCAUAUCUCUCCUCCACCCGGCACAAAAUCCAGGGCUCUCUCUCUCUACUGGCGUCGGCAAGGAUUAAGUGUAUGCCCAGGGAAAAUAAAAAUCAUAGAGUACUGCCCACCAUAUUUUUCUGAGCUGCUGUUUCGCAGAGUUUUUGGUCGACCCUCCGUCGGCAGGAUGACAUUCGCUCACCUGUACUGCCCCGAGGAUACGGUACCGCCAAGAUGUUUACACUGAUUGAUUACUCUGCACCCCCACGCGUAAUUCUUUAGUAAGAGGACAGCUGCUGUCGGGUGGUAAAAAAUACCCGAAAUAAUGUUAGAUGGAAUGCAUACGUCUACCAGUAAUGCAGGAUUUUUAAAACGUUGGUGAAUUUGUUCCAGUGAUCGCAUCUUCGUCUUUUGAAUUGGCAUUUUCUUAUCCCGCGAAUAUACUUAGUCCUUGUCUUUGCAUCUAACUUCUCCCCUUCCCACUUGAAAGUCGAAAUUGCUAGGGUCUGCCGUGACAACUUUCAAACCCAUGUGAUAGUUUCUGGCUCGUCUGGCUUAUAAUAGACGGAAAUGUUCCCACUUGCAAUGAGGUGGGCCGCAGUAUCGGUCAUUGUCCCUCUUCCGUGCACUAUUGGCCUAUCAGUUGGGGAACGCCGGGACUGCAUGCAGCGACCGACCUAACAGAAAGCCUUCCUCGAAAACAGAACCGACAGUUCGACCGUCGUGACCGAUGAUGCCCACCAUUCAACAGGGCGAGCGGGGGAACGGUGACUUUCGCUGCAUCUAGCCCACUCUCUCCUCCCCCUCCUUCCAACCUGGACAUGGCGUCAAAACGGAAUUCGGAAGGCCAGAAGCGAGAGGGGGCGGAGGUGGCUGGCACGGCUAAAAUCAGCACGUAGGCAUACCACCACUAUCCCGGUACAGCAACCUACCCUGAUUAGGGUUUUACACAACAAGAGAAGAGGGGUCCUCCAACCCUCUUACAGUCCGACGGGGUGCAGUAGUGCCUGUUGUGAACCCACGUGAAGGUCGUAGCAGGUCGCUCACUUGGUUGCAGGUACGAACACACUUAGCGACCAUUAACUGGCACCCAACUCUCGUCUGUGGCUUCUCGAAGCUAGGCUCUGUCUGGAGAUCACACUUCAGUAACCGCCUUGACUGACAGGUCAAACUAGGUGAGGGUUUCCGUGUGUAGCCCUCCACACGGCAAAUCUACUCCCCUUCUUCAUCCUUCCUCCUCACCUCCCACCUUACCCUCCCUCUUUUUCUUCCUCUCCUUUAGCCUUCUUUCCCCCAUCCUCCUCCCCCUUCCCCUCCUCCCCUCAACCUCUCCCGCUCCUCCUCUGGUCUUCCCCUCCAUUUCAACCCUCCUUCUUCCUCAAUCCCCCAGCUCUAUACUUUACUCUCUUCUUUCCACGGGCGGAAGAUUCUACGGCGAAGGCGACAUGCAAUCACGUGGGCGACCCAAGACAUUGGUCGUCCUCUCACUAAGGCCCAUAAUCCAUAGUGGAGAGCGGCGGUUGCCUUGCGCGACUAAACAACUCUAGAAAGAGAGAGCUGUCUCUUCUUUCCCGCGAGGGGGAGGGGGCAAUAAAAGUUGUCCUAAAAAAUUGCUGGUUUCACAACAUUUGCGUGCAGACCGUGGCUCCCGAACUGCUUUACAUGCGGUCGAAACCAAAGCAUAGGACAAAAUACUCUCUUUCUCUCUCUUCCUCCUCCAUUUCAACCCACCUCAAAGGAGUUCCCUUUUAGAUAAUCCCAGGAGCGACAGACCGGAAACGGAGGAUGGCGCUAGCGCUUGGGGACUGGCGCACUAUAAAGUGGGCAUCGCUGCUCUCAGCGAGACCCGCUUCUCCGAACAAGGCCAACUGGAGGAGAUGGGUUCCGGUUAUAACUUCCUCUGGAGCGGCCGCCCUAGGGCAGAGCGACGAGACGCGGGCGUCGCCUUUGCCAUCCAGAGCGAAAUCGUAGGACGACUGCCCUGUCUCCUGCAGGGUAUCAACGACCGACUGAUGAGUCUGCCUCUCCGAAGGUUCAACUUCGCCAUUCUCAUCAGUGCCUAUGCCUAA
This is a messenger RNA of Spirometra erinaceieuropaei, 8031 nucleotides long. Lineage: Eukaryota; Metazoa; Platyhelminthes; Cestoda; Diphyllobothriidea; Diphyllobothriidae. The record is from the annotation of a GenBank genome assembly.